AUGACUGAACAUGAUGGAACAUCAAUUAUUAUUCUGCUUGUACUUAGCAUUAAACAUAUGGCAUUGGUGGCAGACCUCAUGGACCUUGAGCGAGCCCAGCGCAGAGCUCGAGUGUUCGUAAAACUGGAGGCAGCAGCAGCAGGGAGAGACGGCGGCUGGGCCCAAUGUGAGCCUGGACGGCAGCAGCAGGGAGAGAUGGCGGCUGGGCCCAAUCAUUCGUCUAACACAGCAGGUUCACUGCAGGUGUCAUAUUUGGCUAAUGUUGUUCGCCUGAGUCAGUCUCCCGAGGCGUUAUUUAAUCACUGGGCAUGGGAAUUGGUUGUCAGGUUGAAGCUGUGUAGUAACCAUCCAUGCAACACCCAGGAUCAGUCACCAUUUAACAGCUCCUUUGCUGCACCUGAAUUGAAUGAGUCAGCUAACCUCCAUCCUCUUUCUAAAGCUGUAAAAGCCGGCAUUCCUAUUGGUUGUUAUCUUGCAUUGUCAAUGACAUCAAUAGGUCACAGCAUUGACAAGUUCUGCUCUGAAGGAAUACCUCUGCUGGGUGUACUAAUACAGUCCAAACAUCUUAAAGCAGUAGUCCACGUGUUGGAUAAGAUCUUGCCACUCUUCUACCCAUGCCAAUAUUAUCUUCUGAAAAAUGAGCAGUUUUUAAUGUAUAUGCAGCUUUUUCUUCAGACUGACAGUGGUGUACUUCAAGGAAUGACUCAGCAAGUGACCCAGAAAGUAGCACAACAUUUGACUGGCAUCAGCUAUGGAGAAAACAUCAAACUGUUAAACAGUAUGAUCCAGGUAUAAGUAAUUAGAUAAUGU
Molecule: messenger RNA, 810 nt
Organism: Rhincodon typus (whale shark)
Lineage: Eukaryota; Metazoa; Chordata; Chondrichthyes; Orectolobiformes; Rhincodontidae
Product: ectopic P granules protein 5 homolog
Exons: 6
Coding region: 1-795 (264 amino acids)
Biological process (GO): autophagosome maturation
Cellular component (GO): cytoplasm
Source: RefSeq, a predicted model, not a curated record